AUGAGUAAAUCCGGAGUCUCCGUCUCGCCCGAGUGCAUAUCUAAGUUCAAUGAGCUCAAGCUAGGCAAAUCGGUCAAAUACAUCAUCUACAAGCUGUCCGAUGACUACAAGGAGAUUGUCGUCGAGGACUCGAGCUCUGAUCCUGACUGGGAGACGUUCCAGAGCAAGCUGAUGAAUGCAAAGGCGGGGCAUAAGGGGAAGGAGGGCAAGGGACCCAGAUAUGCCGUUUAUGACUUUCAGUAUGAGUUGGAGGGGGGUGAGGGAACGAGGAACAAGAUUGUCUUCAUUUCGUGGAGCCCAGAUGAGGGAACAUUGGUCUUCCCAAGAAUGACCUACGCAUCAUCAAAGGAAUCCCUCAAGAACGCGCUCAACGGUAUCGCAGCCGAAGUACAAGCCAACCGGGAUGACGAAAUAGAGUACGCAACCAUUCUGAAGGACAUCAGCAAAGGAAAGCGCUAG
Letharia columbiana is the source of this 459-nucleotide messenger RNA. RefSeq lists its product as uncharacterized. The record is from RefSeq and is a predicted model, not a curated record. Bases 1 to 459 code for a protein of 152 amino acids. Gene Ontology annotation, cellular component: cytoplasm; actin cortical patch; actin cytoskeleton. Gene Ontology annotation, molecular function: actin filament binding. Lineage: Eukaryota; Fungi; Ascomycota; Lecanoromycetes; Lecanorales; Parmeliaceae. The transcript has 5 exons. Gene Ontology annotation, biological process: cell motility; actin filament severing; actin filament depolymerization.